ACUGUCUUCAGUCUCGCACCUUACAUCAUGUCUGCGAACGGUAUCAAGAUCGCUUUUGGAGGCGCCACUUGGCUCUUCACCCCGGUUGACGAGGUCACUGAAUGGCUCACUUUCCUCAAGAAGUCAGGUAUUGAAACCAUCGACACCGCCCAGGUGUAUGGCAGCUCCGAAGAGACAAUGGGCAAGGCCGGGGCCGCAUCCAGCUUCACCAUCGACACCAAGGCACCCGGGGGGCUCAACGAGCAGCCCUGCACCAAGGAUGUUAUCAUCGAUGCCGGUAAGAAGAGCCUCGAGAAGCUCAAGACUAACAGUGUCGACGUCUUUUAUAUGCACGCUCCUGACCGCCGACUCCCCGUCAAAGAAACUCUUAGCGGACUCAAUGAGCUGUACAAGCAAGGUGCAUUCAAACGUCUUGGCCUAUCCCAAUAUCUCGGAGAAGAAGUGGAGGAAAUUAUUCGCGUUGCGAAGGAGAACAACUUCGUGGUCCCCUCGGUCUACCAAGGAAACUACAGUGCAAUUGCACGUCGUGCAGAAGCGGAAAUUUUUCCAAUAAUUCGCAAGCACAACAUGGCCUUCUACGCUUACAGCCCUAUCGCCGGUGGUUUCUUAGCCAAAUCCAAAGCUGCACUCACCGAGUCCAACGGCCGAUUCGGUGAAGGUCAGCCCUUGGCGCAGGUGUACAACGGCAUGUACAAUCGACCAAGCUUUGUGGCGGCACUCGAUGUCUGGGAGCAGAUUGCAAAAGAGGAAAACACGACUAGGGCGGAGCUCGCCUACCGUUGGAUUGCAUACCAUUCUAAAUUGGCGGGGGACCAAGGCGACGCCAUCGUCGUGGGUGCAAGGAACAUGCAGCAGUUCGAAGAGACUAUGCAGGCACUGAAGGGCGGCCCAUUGAGCGAUGCGGCUGUGGCAAAGAUCGACCAAGUCUGGGAGAGCGUCAAGGCCGACGCAUUCCUAGACAACUAUGAGAUGCUGAGUCGGUGAUUUCCCCGCACUUUGAUUGGAGGACGUCGGCAGACAGAUUACUAGUGGAUACGAUGGGAUCAUCGUUAGCCCG
This is a messenger RNA of Paraphaeosphaeria sporulosa, 1057 nucleotides long. Its product is annotated as putative oxidoreductase. NCBI's taxonomy places the organism in Eukaryota, Fungi, Ascomycota, Dothideomycetes, Pleosporales, Didymosphaeriaceae. Gene Ontology annotation, cellular component: cytosol. Gene Ontology annotation, molecular function: oxidoreductase activity. The coding region runs from base 28 to 984 and encodes 318 amino acids. The record is from RefSeq and is a predicted model, not a curated record. The transcript is spliced from 2 exons.